CACAAGAAGGACGACAAGUUUGCAUUUGUGAUGACGACGACGACGACGACGGGAAGAAGGUGACAGGUUAGACCUCGCUUUUGACAACAUGACCGGUCCAAGCAGGAAAACUCGUCCGAUCGGCAGCAGAUGCCACCUGAUCAUGAUGAUGGUGAUGAUGAUGAUGAUGAUGAUGAUGAUGGUGAUGGUGAUGGUGAGCAGCAGUCAGGAGGUCCAGGAUGAUGGCGUGGUUCAGGACUCGACGCCCUCGGAGGGAUCGCCGCUUUCUCCUCGGAGCACCUGGAUGAUGUUCAUGAAGAACUCCCAGGCGCAAAAACGAAACUCCCGAAGAACGGCAAAGGGCGCUCUCCGAGGACCUCCGGGACCGCGAGGACCUCCUGGCCUCCCGUGCCCCCCCGCGCCCCGCCCGCAUCCGCAGCAGAUCCUUGACGACGUCCUCAGCGAGCUCGCCGGGGGCGUGUCGUUUUGCGCAUUGUGCCACCGCCCCCCUCGAAUCCCCGCCUCCUUCCUGGGGUUCCUCCGCCGCACGGUGGAAGUGGCUCGCCGCAGCCUGACGGAGCUCCGCCCCUUCACUCAGGCCCCGCCCUCCUUCCAACGCGGCACCGGCUUCAACGUUAGCGACGGACGCUACACCGCGAUGCUAAGUGGGUUUUACCUGCUCACUGCGCGGCUCCGCCUACAGUCAGGUGAGCGCGUUCAGGUGCGCCUCUGCGAGAGUGUGACGGCGGCCGUCUGCGUUGGCUCACUUUGCCGCACCAACCUCUCCAUUGAGUCGGUGGUGGGCGUGGCCAGUGUGGGAGGAGCCUUCAGCAUCAGUUUGACCGGGAUGCUCUUCUUACAGGCCGGCGAGUACGCGUCCGUCUACGUGGACAACGCCGCUGGCGCCGACGUCAGCGUCACGCCCGACUCGUUCUUCUCCGCAAUCCUGCUGGGAAUUUGAACUGACGUCCCUUCCCGUCCGCCGGCGUUGCUUCCUGUCGUCGCCGGUGCCGGACGACGUCGUCGAACACGGCUGCGACGCCGCUCUGCCCCCCGGCGGCUCCUCUGUGAUGAACACGCGUUCCCCAUCCACGUCGUGUGACGCAUUUCCCGCACGUCGCGGUAACAUUUCUGUGCGUAAAGGAAGCGCUAACGACUAGCUCAAAAGAAGCGCACAUCAAAACUUGUCAUUUGACACAUCAAAGACGGGCCAGGAAGGAAGACGAAACUUUCGGAACGAUCCGGAAAAUUCAGCUGCCAAUGCUAACAACCGAAGAUCGCUGACAAACUUUACAUCUGGUAAACAUCUUUAAUAGGGUUAACAAUCACAAAGUUAAAAAGUUACCAGUGUUACACUUUGUGUUAAACAGAUGAGGUUUGCUUUAGCAUUAAAAAUGAAUGUUUGUGAUUUGAUUGUUUACUCCAUGACUAUGUUGACAGUUUUCGACACUUUUAUUGCUGCACUUUUUGUGCAAAUAAAAUGAAGGAAUUGUUAACUGGAUUUUGUGCAUUACUUCU
This is a messenger RNA of Phycodurus eques (leafy seadragon), 1497 nucleotides long. Its product is annotated as erythroferrone. The record is from RefSeq and is a predicted model, not a curated record. NCBI's taxonomy places the organism in Eukaryota, Metazoa, Chordata, Actinopteri, Syngnathiformes, Syngnathidae. Gene Ontology annotation, molecular function: hormone activity. The coding region runs from base 89 to 940 and encodes 283 amino acids. The transcript has 8 exons.